AUGGUUGCCUUUGAGAUGCUUUGUCGGUCUCAAGGUUUUCUUCCCAGUAUCUGGAAAAUAUCUAAGCUUCAAGAUGAUCUAGAUGUGGAGAGAAAAAUAAAGGAUCCUCUUGCCGUCAAGACUGAAAAGGUGAAAGUCUUGAUAGUCAAACUCGAGAAUGCCGAGAAACAAGUCAAUCACUUGUUAUCUGGAAAAGAAGUUAUGAAAAGUUGUAUCGAAGAUGUUACUGGCAUGCUGUCAGAUAUCAUUGAGACUCGAGACUCAAUGAUUACGAUCACGGUGAAGAAGCAUCUUGCUAAGAAACUAAGUCCCGUCUUCCCCAUGCUUCAUCGAUUGGAAGGUGUUCCGGAAUAUAGCUCCAUUCUGAAAUAA
Molecule: messenger RNA, 372 nt
Organism: Lactuca saligna
Lineage: Eukaryota; Viridiplantae; Streptophyta; Magnoliopsida; Asterales; Asteraceae
Source: the annotation of a GenBank genome assembly